AGGAGGACCCAACGGGACCUGAGGCCCUGUUCACACGACCUGCUUCCCCCUGACUUUGCGCAUCCCAAGAUGUGUCUUGGUUCGACAGGCUCGUUUCAAAUCAACAAGUCUGGCCAAACUGAGCAGGCCAUGCAAAUGGGAGGGCUCCCCUUGCCGGUGUGCAGGACACGAUCUGCAAAAACUAUUUCCAAGGUGGCUUACCAUCAUGGAGUCGUGAUAGUGAAAUGCUCCGGGUGUAACAACCAUCAUGUGAUUGCUGAUAACUUGGGCUGGUUCUCUGACUUGGAGGGGAAAAGGAACAUUGAGGAAAUCCUCGCAGCCAAAGGAGAGAAAGUGAGGCGAGUAGCAGGCGAAGACACUCUCGAACUCUUAGUUGAAGACCCCAAAUUGCUGGAACCUCUCAUCAAAGGAGGAGAAAAAGAUCCAGAGUGAUCAGAACAGAUGUCUUCAAUCAACCCAGAAAAAAA
Messenger RNA from Protobothrops mucrosquamatus (brown spotted pit viper), 467 nucleotides. It is a transcript of the gene DNLZ, whose product is annotated as DNL-type zinc finger. Gene Ontology annotation, cellular component: mitochondrion. NCBI's taxonomy places the organism in Eukaryota, Metazoa, Chordata, Lepidosauria, Squamata, Viperidae. The record is from RefSeq and is a predicted model, not a curated record. Bases 70 to 432 code for a protein of 120 amino acids. The transcript is spliced from 3 exons. Gene Ontology annotation, biological process: protein folding; protein import into mitochondrial matrix; protein stabilization. Gene Ontology annotation, molecular function: zinc ion binding; protein-folding chaperone binding.